This is a messenger RNA of Salvelinus sp. IW2-2015, 2255 nucleotides long. RefSeq lists its product as uncharacterized. NCBI's taxonomy places the organism in Eukaryota, Metazoa, Chordata, Actinopteri, Salmoniformes, Salmonidae. The record is from RefSeq and is a predicted model, not a curated record.
UUGUCUGUUUUUAAUGCUGUAUCUUGUCUGUUUUUAAUGCUACAUCUUCUCUAUUUGUUUCAAGUGAUCUGCUGUUUGAUCUGUGUGAAGGUUGGUGUUGCUAAUCCAGGUGAUGAGGAUGUCUGAGAGGAACAUGGCAAAUCCAUAUAGCUCUUUCAUCAGACAGCAGUCCCUCUGGAUCUACCUGACCACCAGCCACACCACCAGACUACCUGUUCCCUAGUAACACACUGUAACAGACUGUAGAAACAACAUGGACACAGCUCUGAUGUUUACUCUGGAGGAGCGACAGUCUCUGGCUAUGUCAGCAUCACCAGGCAGGACCUUCUCACCACAAACACAGCCAACGGCACAGGCACAGGUACAGCAACAGACACAACCACACACACACACACACCAGUCCUCCUCAGACUGUGCUCCAGAGUCUUCUCAUGAUGACGACAGCUCCACAGAGAACAGUGAGGAUGUCUGUCUGCCAGGACCUCUAAGCCUGGAGCUGUCAAAACUGGAACUAGACAACCAGGACACACCCCAGCAGGACAGGGAGGCUGGUAGUGAAUAUAACAGUACUGGAGCUCCUGGGAUAGAGGGAGAUCAAGCUGUUAGUACUGGAGGUCCAGGAGGGCCAGCAGAGUCUGGUUCUGAUGUCUCCCCUCCUGACCCUCUAGACCCUCUCCAGAUCGUCUGUCUCGCGGGUCUCCUCGGUGAGCCAGGCAGUGUCACAUCACCAUCGCCUGAUGAUGCCAAUAACAAUGGAUUGGAUUUACACAGCACUUCUCCAGGAGCAGCUGAGGACCACUGCCUAGCCUCCAAUGUUCCUUUUCCUAGGAUAGAGGGAGAUGUGGAUGUUCUUGCUCCUAGGAUAGAGGGAAACCUGGAAGUUGAGGACAGUAACAGACGUGUAGAAUCAGGACAUACCCUGGAUGCUAACCUCUCUGGUCAGCUAGAGGACAUGGAGCUGGGACAUACCUCACCCAGGCAGACAGAGACCAACAUGGAGCUGGGCCAUACCUCACCCAGGCAGACAGAGACAGACAGGGAGCUAGAGGAGGAGUCACCCAGGUGGACAGAGACAGACAGCCACCCUGAGGACUACUCAGAGGGGCCUGUGGAGAACGGACAAGUCCCUACUGAUCUGGAACACACAGAAGACAACCAUGUCCCCGUCCCUCUAGUCCCAACAGAGAAUGGACAUAUCCCUACCCUUCUGGUCCAAUCAGAGACAGAGGUCAGCCACGUCACUAUCUCUGUGGUCCAAUCAGAGGCUUUUAGCUCCGUCCCUUCUCUAGUGGUCAGUGUAGACAACAACAUGGAUCCCUUCAGACCUCCCUCCCUCACCCUGGCCCUCUCUGAGGUCCACUUGGCAGAGCUAGGCCUCUGCGAUCACCCCUGCAUUAUCAAACACAAACCUAGCUCCAUCACCUUCUCAGACUCCACCUGUCACUCUAGCACCGACCACAUCGUCUUCAUCAACAACAGCUCUGACUGCAGGGAGUCUUCCUCAGAGAAGGAUGACGAAGGUGAUGAUGAUGAAGAUGGGGAUGAUGAGGACACAUUCCCAGAGCUGCUUCAGAGCAGGGAGUUCCUGGUCAGUCGGAGGAGAAGGAGCAACAACAGAGACAACGUAGUUAAGGAGAGAGGAUCUAUGAGUCCCCAGGCUGAGGCACCAGUCAGCUCUACAACCAACACUACAAACAGCUCCCACCUCUCCUCCUCCUCCAAAAACCAUAACCACAGCGGCUGCGAGGCAGAGACUGAGACCAGCAUCACAGAGGAGUGUCCCCUGGUCCAGCCUCAGACCCCGUGGUGUGAGUCUAUGAGCCAGCUGAUGAGGAAACUGGACCAGCUCAAGCUGGACAUAGAGGAGGCUCUGAGUGCAUCAUCCUCCCCCUCGGACACACCCUGCACCUCACGCAGACAACAGUAUGGAGCUGUGUCUGGGACGGCAGUAAACCAAUCUCUUAACGAGGAGGACAGUACACUGCUGCAGCGAGGGGAACCAGAUACAGGAGAAUGUCCCAGACAGGACCAACACAAGACCUUGGCCCGUCGUAGCUCAGCCGAAGGAACCAGAGCCAGGACCAAGAAGACAGUCGUAAGUUCCUUUCAGAGUCUCCCUCCUCCUCUCGACUCCUGCGUGCUCUGUGCCUGUCUGUCUGGGUGAAACCAUGUGGUGUAGAUAUCAUCAGAUAACUCUCACUUUAUAUACAGUUCCUUCAGAAAGUAUUCAUACUCCUUGACUUAUUUCACAUUUU